AUGUCUUCGCGUUCAGAACCAGAGCCUCGUGCUAUCAUUGUUGGGUGUGGCGUCGCCGGGAUAGCCCUUUCGGCAAGGCUAAAGACACAGCUUGGUUUCAAUAAUUUUGUGGUUUUCGAGCGCGAGCAAUCAAUCGGUGGAACCUGGUAUCUCAACACUUACCCUGGGGUUGGCUGCGAUGUCGACUCUCACCUUUAUUCCUUUUCCUUUAACUUAAAUCCUGAUUGGUCCAAGCGAUUUGCAGAACAGGGAGAGAUCUUAAGUUAUUUGAAUGAUACAGUUGAUAAGUUCGGCGUUCGCCCUCAUGUUACUACAGGUGUCGAGGUCAUUGGUGCAACCUGGAACGAAAAGAAAUGGGUGUGGCAAGUCGAACUUCGAACUCUAGAGACUGGCCAUACAUUUAUAAGAGAGGCAGAGAUAUUGGUAUCCUGCGUCGGGACAAUAUCGAUACCAGCCGACAUCAACAUUCCAAACCACGAGAACUUCAACGGCACAAUAUGGCACUCGGCUCGAUGGAACCACAAUUACGACCUGAAGGGGAAAACUGUAGCAGUCAUUGGGAAUGGGUGUUCUGCAGCUCAAUUGGUGCCUCACGUCGUGAAGGAGGCUGCAAAAGUGUAUCAAUUCCAGAGAUCCGCCCAAUGGAUCAAUGGCCGGCCCAACUCAGAUUUCUCCUCUCUGCAGAAGUUCUGCUUCCGCUAUGUUCCUCUCUACAACAAGCUUUACCGUUUCUGGUUAUGGAAGAAGACAGAUGGUCUGCAUACUCUUUAUCAGUCAGAGACGCAGGCCUCGGUCAGAGCUCGCUCCGAGGCGACACAAGUUGCAAAAGAUUAUAUGAAACGCAUGGCUCCGGCCAAGUACCACGAUAUCCUUAUUCCAAAAUUCCCUUUGGGGUGUAAGCGCCGCAUCUUCGACCCUGGAUACCUGGAAGUUCUCCACAGCGAGAAUAUGGAGCUCACCACAGAGCCCAUUGUCGAGUUCACGGAGACGGGGGUCCGAACUUCCCAGCGAGACAUCGAUAUCGAUGCUGCAAUCAUGAGCACGGGCUUCAAGAUUCAGGAAUUUUUGUCUCCAAUUACGAUCACGGGCAGGCAAAAUAUCACCCUCAAUGAGCACUGGAACAACACACAAGGUGCUCAAGCCUACAAAGCCACCUUCGUGAGCGGGUUUCCAAAUUUCGGGAUUGUGUUUGGUCCGAACGCCUUCCCGGCUCACAACUCGGUUAUCUACACCAACGAAGUCCAGGUUGAAUUCCUCAUCAAGUCCAUGUUCAGACCAAUUCUGCGAGGCGAUUUUGCUGUCAUUGAUGUCAAACAAGCUGCAGAAAACGUGGAUGUGAAUCAGGUGCAGUCGAAACUGAAGAGCAUGGUUUGGAGCAGCGGCUGCGCGAAUUGGAAUCUGGAUAAAUCUGGUAGAAAUACUACGAACUACCCGGAAGAAACUUGGAGGUUUUGGUACUCAUUGUACUGGCCAGUCUGGAAGGAUUUCAACAUCUAUGGGGACAAGGGAUCGAGACCAUGGCAUCCGGUCUGGAAGGUUUUCGGUGGUGUGACGGCAGCAGGGAUUGUUGCUCAGGUAUUACUUGCAAGCGGGAAAUUUGGGCCAGCAGGCCUGGAGAAGGCGAUGGAGUUGGUGAAAGGGAUUCGUUGA
This is a messenger RNA of Hyaloscypha bicolor E, 1650 nucleotides long. RefSeq names its product FAD/NAD(P)-binding domain-containing protein. The coding region runs from base 1 to 1650 and encodes 549 amino acids. The record is from RefSeq and is a predicted model, not a curated record. The transcript has a single exon. Lineage: Eukaryota; Fungi; Ascomycota; Leotiomycetes; Helotiales; Hyaloscyphaceae. Gene Ontology annotation, molecular function: NADP binding; flavin adenine dinucleotide binding; N,N-dimethylaniline monooxygenase activity.